AUGAUCGUUUUUAAUGGGAAUAAGUAUGCGUGUGCAUCGUGUAUCAGGGGGCACCGCUCUUCCACGUGUAGGCAUUCCCACAGGAUGUUGAUUAAAGUGAGAACGAGAGGAAGACCAUCUCCCAUGGCUAUAAGGGAUGCCAUCUUGGUGGACUCAACUUCCCAGAGUACAGAAUAUGAGAACGGGUCGCAAGUUGAAGGUAACUGUUGUAGUGGAAUGAAUCAGCAGCCGAUACUGUUUGUACGGGCCUCUGCUGUUAGAAAGGCAAGAAUGAUAAACGGUAAACUACAUAUACUAAUGGAGGAAGGUUGUACUGCUCAUGAGCCUAAAGACAUCAGCACGUUUACUGAUGACGGUAAUAGGUAUAUAACGGAAAUGGAGUUUCUCAGGAAACAUUCUCCAAGGGCUCCGGCAAUAGGAACAGUCUCCCCCGUAUCUAACAGGUCGUCUUCUUCGAACGAGAAGAAAGAGAGUAGUCUUGUUCAGCAGGAGCCUAUACGAAAUGUAUCAAACUGCUGUAAGAAAAUCAAAGCUGAUAAUUUUGCUUCAAAUGACAAGAUACCGCCUGGUGAUAUUUUUACCCCGUACGGUUCCUUAGAAACUGCAUCUACUUUCCACGAUAUUCUACAAGAAAAUUAUACCACUACUGGUGCGUCACAUGAUAACUCGGAAACACUCACUCCGCGGAGCACAACAACUGUAUCUGCGCCCCACUCAAAUGACCUGGCUUCAAAAGUCGAAGUUCUGACUCAUAAGGGCGUCUUCUUAAGUACACAAUGUUCUUGUGAAGACGAAAGCUGUCCAUGUGUCAACUGCCUCAUCCAUAGAAGCGAAGAGGAACUAAACUCGUAUAUUGAACAGAGCGGUGUUCCUUUGACCAAUAUAGGUGAAGCUCAAAUUACUGAUAAGAUGAUGGAUUAUCUGGAUGAUUGCAAAUGCUCCAACAAGGAGUGCAUAUGUCCUCCGGACAAUUGCACUUGCGAUGGCUGUUUUGCCCACGCUGCAAGUAUUAUUCCGUUUGAAAAAUUCUUCUUUUACGGUAUUUUAAAUACAAGGUUAACAAGAAAAACUCAAAUAAAAUUCAAAGGAAAAUUGGUACCGUCAAAAUUCUGGUGGGAUUUCCUAAAACUGCAAGUCCCUUUAAUGACAGAUGCUCAAUUGGAAUUACUCGAUAUUCACGCGUGGUUUCAAAAACUCGUCUCCAAUUACGCACCUCAUCUAAGCGAUGCCAACAAUUCAUGA
This is a messenger RNA of Saccharomyces eubayanus, 1242 nucleotides long. RefSeq names its product Mac1p (gene MAC1). Bases 1 to 1242 code for a protein of 413 amino acids. The record is from RefSeq and is a predicted model, not a curated record. The transcript has a single exon. Gene Ontology annotation, cellular component: nucleus. Gene Ontology annotation, molecular function: RNA polymerase II cis-regulatory region sequence-specific DNA binding; copper ion binding; DNA-binding transcription factor activity, RNA polymerase II-specific. Gene Ontology annotation, biological process: intracellular copper ion homeostasis; intracellular iron ion homeostasis; positive regulation of transcription by RNA polymerase II. NCBI's taxonomy places the organism in Eukaryota, Fungi, Ascomycota, Saccharomycetes, Saccharomycetales, Saccharomycetaceae.